Messenger RNA from Phalaenopsis equestris, 2462 nucleotides. RefSeq names its product proline-rich receptor-like protein kinase PERK1. The transcript is spliced from 9 exons. The coding region runs from base 126 to 1991 and encodes 621 amino acids. Gene Ontology annotation, biological process: protein phosphorylation. Lineage: Eukaryota; Viridiplantae; Streptophyta; Magnoliopsida; Asparagales; Orchidaceae. Gene Ontology annotation, molecular function: ATP binding; protein kinase activity. The record is from RefSeq and is a predicted model, not a curated record.
CUCUCUCUCUACCUAAAGAACAUACACAAGAAACCGCAGAAAGAUACCAUAACAGCAAAAAUUGCCCAUUAGAGCAGUUUCAGGUAAAAUUGUAGAUGCAUCUACCACAUCAGUAAUUUUCAGAAAUGGCCUCUUCCCCUAUGACUGCUCCACCAUUACAGAACUCCUCAGAUUCAAAUAACACGCCAUCUAAUCCAACACCAUCAUCCCCAACCCCUCCGGCCACCUCAGCACCACCGCCAUCAUCCCCAUCAUCGCCACCGCCACCGGCUCCAUCACCACCAUCCCCUACCUCUCCGACCACCUCGGCACCACCUCCAUCAUCACCAGGAGGAUCUUCUCCCCCCUCACCUCUCUUACCUCCGCCAUCCUCAUCAUCCAAGUCACCACCUUCGCCCGGCAAUUUUGCUCCGCCUCCCCCGCUAAAACGCCCGGCAAAAUCCCCGCCGUCCAAUCCACCACCUCCAUCUGAUGAUCAAAAUGUUGAUUCAAGAAAAUCAUCGGGUGAAUCUGAUAUCAAUCUCCCUAUAGUGGCCGGAGUUGUUGCCGGCAUUGCACUGUUUAUCUUGAUUAUUGGCAUUGCAACUUGUGUUUGUUGUGGCAAGAAGAAAAAAAAGAGAAAUCAUAAUCCAAUGCACUAUUACUCAGAUUCUGAUGUUAAAGGCAGUGAUUACUACAGCAGCGGCGCAGGCCCUCCAAAAUGGCCAAAAGGAGGACCAGAUGGUGCCAUCAACAUGCCACUAGCCCAAGGAAUGCCAUGGAACGCACCUCCUCCCCCUUCCAUCAACGGUGAAAUGAGCAUGGAGUACUCGGGACCGCAAGGAUCAGCCUUGCCGCCGCCUUCACCGUCCCUCGCCCUCGGCUUCAUCAAGAGCACAUUCAGCUACGAACAAUUGGCAGCUGCGACAAACGGAUUCUCCCAUGAAAAUAUAUUAGGACAGGGCGGUUUUGGCUACGUGUAUAAGGGAAUGUUACCGAGCGGGAAGGAGGUUGCGGUGAAGCAGUUGAAAACGGGUAGCGGGCAGGGGGAGAGAGAGUUCCAAGCAGAGGUUGAGAUCAUUAGUAGAGUUCACCAUCGCCAUUUGGUCUCACUUGUCGGUUACUGCAUUGCGGGAUCACACCGUUUGCUCGUGUAUGAGUUCGUUCCUAACAAGACUCUUGAGUUCCACCUGCACGGCAAGAACCAACCAACUAUGGACUGGCCUACCAGAUUAAAGAUAGCUUUAGGAUCAGCUAAAGGCCUUGCCUACUUGCAUGAAGAUUGCCACCCUCGCAUUAUCCAUCGAGACAUAAAAGCUGCAAACAUUCUUCUAGAUAAUAAAUUCGAAGCUAAGGUUGCAGACUUUGGACUGGCUAAGCUAACUUCGGACAACUACACCCAUGUCUCUACUCGAGUCAUGGGAACAUUUGGAUAUUUGGCUCCUGAAUAUGCAUCAAGUGGCAAGCUUACUGAGAAAUCUGAUGUUUUCUCAUUUGGUGUAAUGCUUCUGGAGCUGAUUACUGGAAAGAAACCGGUAGACGAUAAUGCAAUGGAGGAUAGUUUGGUUGAUUGGGCAAGGCCUUUAUUAUCACAGGCAGUAGCUGAGGAGAACAAUGAUGAACUAGUAGAUCCAAGACUGGAAGGAGAAUUCAACUUAAAGGAGAUGGCACGAAUGGUAGCAUGUGCCGCUGCUAGUGUUCGCCAUUCCGCUAAAAGGCGCCCAAAGAUGAGCCAGAUUGCUCGAGCACUGGAAGGUGAUUCAUCCCUAGAUGACUUGAAUGAGGGGGUAAGACCUGGACAAAGUGUGCUUUUCAGUUCAGGUUCAGACUAUGACUCAGGAUCCUAUGCAUCCAAUAUAAGCCGUCUCAGAAGAACUGUAUUUGAGAGUAAUGACAUCAGCCAAGAGUACAGCGGACGAACUAGUGACUAUGGGCGCAACCCUUCAACAUCAAGCAGUUCUGGAGAAGUGAAGAACAUUGGAUCUCAUUCUAAAAGAGGUCGUAUAAAGUAGUGAAAAUAAGUUUAAAAAAAUCAAAAUCAUCAUUUAGAUUUUGAUUGAUUUUAUACAUGAAGCUCAAAUAAUGUAUAAGAGAUUCAAGUAUUUCAAUAUGGAGUCCCUUUUUCUUUUUCUUUUUUUUUUUGAGAUGGAGGAUAGAGUGGUGAAAUAGAUUGACUGAUAAUUAUUGGUGUGUGUUCUUAUGUGGAUAGAGUUCUGGAAUAGAUUGACAAAUAUAACUUUUGGUGCUUGUGUUCUUCUCAGUAUAUCUAAACUAACUAAGUAAGGAUGGAUCUUGUGAUUCUUGAGUGGCUUGAAUAUUGUUGUUUGUAGCAAGAAAAAUCAUCGUCGAUUCAUAUGUAGCCUUCCAUUGCUGUAGGAUAUGAUCCUUCGAAAAGGGAAUGGGAAUAAAGCUUGGUUUUUCUUAGUUUAUUGUGAGUGGCUGUUGUGAUCAAGAACUGAAGAAUUGAAGAAAAGUAGGUAGGA